Molecule: messenger RNA, 839 nt
Organism: Carassius auratus (goldfish)
Lineage: Eukaryota; Metazoa; Chordata; Actinopteri; Cypriniformes; Cyprinidae
Product: histone H3-like
Exons: 1
Coding region: 37-447 (136 amino acids)
Cellular component (GO): nucleosome
Molecular function (GO): protein heterodimerization activity; DNA binding; structural constituent of chromatin
Source: RefSeq, a predicted model, not a curated record
GUCACGCUCGUAUUCUACAGUGAUUAAACUGCAGCGAUGGCAAGAACCAAGCAGACCGCUCGUAAAUCCACCGGUGGCAAAGCCCCGAGGAAGCAGCUCGCUACUAAAGCCGCCCGGAAGAGCGCCCCAGCCACCGGCGGCGUCAAGAAGCCCCACCGUUACAGGCCCGGGACCGUGGCUCUCCGAGAGAUCCGCCGCUAUCAGAAGUCCACCGAGCUGCUGAUCCGCAAACUGCCUUUCCAGCGUCUGGUGCGAGAGAUCGCUCAGGAUUUCAAGACGGACCUGCGCUUCCAGAGCUCCGCUGUCAUGGCCCUGCAGGAGUCCAGCGAGGCUUAUCUGGUCGGUCUGUUCGAGGACACCAACCUGUGCGCCAUCCACGCCAAGAGAGUCACCAUCAUGCCCAAAGACAUCCAGCUGGCCCGCCGCAUCCGCGGAGAGCGCGCUUAAACCCGCCGCUGCCAAACACCCCAAAGGCUCUUUUAAGAGCCACCCACAUCACUCUCAAAUGAGACCGUUUCCACCAGAACUGGUUCUAAAUCAAUAUAACAUUAGUUAAAUUUUGUAUUAACUUGUUUUCUUCCUGCGCAUUAUUAAUCUCUAUUUGAAAUAACCUUAAGGAAUUACACACGUGCAAAAACAUUGAAAUACUGUGGUGGUAAUUAUGAUUCUUUCAAGAGAUUAGUUGACUUUUCAGUUCGUUCGCCAAAAUGAUUCGUUCAGUGAUCAAUGUCUUGGCAAAAUGACGACGACCUAUAACGUCCAUGUGCAAUGAAAGCCUUAUGUAAUUUAAGAUACAAUUCCAUAUACUUUCUAAGCUUGUGUGUAAUAAAGCGGUGUAA